This is a messenger RNA of Macrobrachium nipponense, 1053 nucleotides long. Its product is annotated as tigger transposable element-derived protein 1-like. The transcript has 3 exons. Gene Ontology annotation, molecular function: DNA binding. Gene Ontology annotation, cellular component: nucleus. NCBI's taxonomy places the organism in Eukaryota, Metazoa, Arthropoda, Malacostraca, Decapoda, Palaemonidae. The coding region runs from base 1 to 1053 and encodes 350 amino acids. The record is from RefSeq and is a predicted model, not a curated record.
AUGGCUCCUCAACGUCCUGCUUCUGGUAAAGCUUCUGGCAAUGAGCCUAAGCGAGUAAAGAAGGUCAUGACCCUCCAGCAGAAGGUGGAAUUGCUUGCUAUGCUUAAAGCAGGCAACAGUUUUGCAGCCGUAGGUCGCCAUUUUGCAGUCAAUGAAAGUACAGUCGGGUCCAUCCAGAAGGAGGAGGUCGAGAUAAGAAAGGCCGUCAGCAUUAGUUUUCUUGGCAGCGCCAAGAAAAUGAGUACUGUACGAGACCAGGAUGUGGUACGCAUGGAGUCUACCUUGGCACUGUGGAUACACGACUGCCGUAAGAAAAACGUUCCCCUUGGUCGUGUAUUCGUAUGUGAGAAGGCACGGCAGCUCUAUGCAAAAUUUUCAAAUGGCAGCGAGACCGAAGGCAGCGACGUAGCUCAAGAAGCAGACUUCUUAGGCUUCGACGAAGCCUCUGAUGAAGGAGAGCCAAAAGCAGGACCUUCUUCAGCUCUUCAGGGGUUUCAAGCUAGCAAGGGCUGGUUUCAGCGAUUCAUGCAGAGAUUUCAGCUCAAGCAUGUCUCCUUGCAUGGCGAAGCUGCAUCGGCAGACGUGGACGCUGCACAAAAUUAUCCAGAAACCUUCAAAAACCUAAUCAGCGACAAAGGCUACUGUCCACAACAGGUCUUCAAUAUGGACGAGACUGGCCUCUUCUGGAAGAGGAUGCCGUCACGUACAUAUAUUAUGAAAGACGAAGCCAGAGCCUCAGGUUUCAAGGCACACAAGGAUAGGGUGACCCUUAUGUGUGGCAAUGUGACGGGCUUCAUGUUGAAGCCAGGUUUAAUUUACAAGUCCGCUAAACCCAGGGCCCUCAAGAAUAAAAAUAUGCAUACGCUGCCGGGGUUUUGGAUGCAUAACUCCAAAGCCUGGAUCACCAAAGUCCUUACAGAACGGUGGUUCCUUCAAAGCUUCAUUCCACAAGUCAAGCAAUACCUCAGCGACUUGUGUAUGGAGUUCAAGGUCUUGUUGCUUAUGGACAACGCCAGUGGCCACCCUGCUAAUCUUUGUUAUGAGGGAGUCUAG